Messenger RNA from Diaporthe amygdali, 1845 nucleotides. Its product is annotated as solute carrier family 25 member 38. The record is from RefSeq and is a predicted model, not a curated record. Gene Ontology annotation, molecular function: magnesium ion transmembrane transporter activity; serine-type endopeptidase activity. Bases 1 to 1845 code for a protein of 614 amino acids. Lineage: Eukaryota; Fungi; Ascomycota; Sordariomycetes; Diaporthales; Diaporthaceae. The transcript is spliced from 6 exons. Gene Ontology annotation, biological process: magnesium ion export from mitochondrion. Gene Ontology annotation, cellular component: membrane.
AUGGCCUUCGGUGCGGCAUGGCCGUGGCUAAGAGCAAAAGUCGGCCCCUUCACGCGCGACACGGCCCGGUACCUCUUCAUCUGCGCGGCCUGGUAUCCAGUUUGCUACUUUGUCGAAAGCCAUGUCGUGGGGACAACUAGGGUCCGAGGACCGUCUAUGUACCCCUACCUGAACGAGAACUACAACGAGACGAAGUUCGGCUACGUUUGCCUGACCUGGAAGCUCUAUGCCCAGCAGAAUCUGCAAAGGGGCAUGAUCGUGACCUUCCAUAAUCCGAUGAAGCCUGAGACGCUGACAGUCAAGCGCAUUAUUGGCCUCCCCGGCGACAUGAUUCACACAAAGGCACCCUUCCCAACCUCAUAUAUCCGCGUGCCGCCGAAUCACAUCUGGGUGGAAGGAGACGGGACCAAGACAUUGGACAGUAACACAUACGGCCCGAUUUCGAUACGGCUGAUCGAAGGACAGGUCACUCAUAUUCUAUGGCCAUUUCGCAAGGCCCAGAGGGUGAAGUGGUGGGAGCACAAGCUUACUGAUCGUCUUGCUGCCACGCGGGUAUUCGGAGACCUGUGGGGUUCGGCGCCGAGAGGCCGUAUACCGCCCCUGGAUAUCGGUUUCGCUAGAUGGCAUUCCACCAGUGCCGGCACAGACACCCUCACGGCGCAAAGCUCCCCUGCCGCUGGUGCUCAACAAACAUGCGGCGAUAGCCCAGCCCUCGAAAGUCAGUUUCCGAAGCACAUCGUAUGCCGCUGUGGCAUAAUGGCCGACGAAAUCGACGAAUAUGAGGGUCGUCAGCCCUACCUACAUUCCAUGAUCGCCGGUGGCCUCGGAGGAACCACUGGUGACAUGCUCAUGCACUCUCUUGACACAGUCAAAACGCGGCAGCAGGGCGACCCACACGUGCCUCCCAAAUACACCUCCCUCGGCUCCUCCUACUACACCAUUUUCCGGCAAGAAGGAAUAAGAAGAGGACUGUAUGGCGGCUGGUUUCCGGCGCUUCUGGGGUCUUUCCCCGGUACAGUAAUGUUCUUUGGCACCUACGAGUUUUCAAAGCGCAACAUGCUUGACUAUGGCGUGCAGCCACACAUUGCAUAUCUUACAGCUGGAUUUCUUGGAGACCUCGGCGCCUCUGUUGUCUACGUGCCAUCCGAAGUUCUCAAGACCCGACUACAGCUCCAGGGACGGUACCAGAACCCCCAUUUCAACUCAGGGUACAACUAUCGCGGCACGCUCGACGCGGCAAGGACAAUCGUGCGCACUGAGGGCUUCUCUGCGCUCUUCUACGGGUACCAGGCGACGCUGUAUCGAGACUUACCCUUCUCGGCGCUACAGUUUAUGUUCUGGGAGCAGUUCAAGGACUGGGCACAGCAGUGGAAGGGGAGCAGGGAGAUCGGCACGCCGCUGGAGUUCCUGACCGGCGCCUCAGCAGGCGGUCUCGCGGGCGCCAUGACCUGCCCGCUCGAUGUGGUCAAGACGCGCCUGCAGACCCAGGUCAACCCGGCGCAGGCUGCGAAGGCUGCGAGCGCAAGACAGGGUGCCACGGUGGAUCCGCAUAUCUCGCGCGCAACAGACGGAACGAGGAUAAAAGAGGCAUCAAGACGGCUGAUUUCCACUUCAUCCCCAUCAACGCAUAGGCCCCGGCCUGGAGUCGCACCGCUAGACACUUCGUCCGUGUUUGUUGGUCUGAGGAUGAUAUACAAGCACGAGGGCGUCGGUGGGUGGUUCAGGGGCGUCGGCCCGCGUGUCGUGUGGACCAGCAUCCAGAGUGGGUGUAUGUUGUUCUUGUACCAAAUGAUCCUGCGAAAACUCGACGUCUGGAUGCCCGCCGAGCAAGAAACAGCAGUUUGA